Coccidioides posadasii C735 delta SOWgp is the source of this 2022-nucleotide messenger RNA. The record is from RefSeq and is a predicted model, not a curated record. Lineage: Eukaryota; Fungi; Ascomycota; Eurotiomycetes; Onygenales; Onygenaceae.
AUGGAUCAAGCAACAUUUGACCUGUCUGCUUCACCCACCCAAGCAUUCAUAGCACCAGCACCUGAUAUGCACCUUUUGGAUGGCAGCAAUAAACCUGAGCAGCUGUCCCUUGAUAAGACUGUGGAGGAAGCUUCAAGCAUCAAGCAGGAUUCUCAACUGGAGUCAGACACAAAGCAUUCGCAUUUUGACGUUGCAUUUGACGAAAUAUUGAGUUCACACCUGGGAUUUGGUCACAACAACGGUAUUAUGGAUGGCAUAGGCAAUCGUGAUAGUCUUGAAAGCAUCCCUGAGCCAUCUUAUAUGGACUUCGAGCAGUAUGAUGCGGCUCAAAGCAGGGCUUUUCUCCAUGACUCUAGUUCCUCCGGAUGUGGAACACUUGGUGAUGCAUGGGCUUGUCAUUCAACUACCGUAACGCCUCUAGAUCCUACUGUGCAGGACCCUGAACUUCUGUCAUGUUUCGGGAGUACCCAAAAAAUAGAGGCCAACACCAGUGAUAGUGGGCCGCAAGCCGUCUCUCAUACUGCUGUUGAUGUCCCGGCCACAGAAUUGAUGGAUACAAGCACCGCCAGCACACAGGCUAUCACGGAGGGCCAGGUCGCCGAUACCCCAGACACAGAAGGAACUGGAAUCCUACUGAGGUUUAAGUCUGCCGCCGAAGCGAAUGCAUAUGCACCACAAAAGUGGCCAACGCCCCUUAAUGAUCCCACUAUCCCGCAAUCUCAGGAAGGCCGUGAAGCGAUUGUCCGGGAACUCAUGGAAGCGAUGUAUUGCCUCACAGAGUCAAAGGACAAUGAUGGAAUGGUCAGGCCUUGGAGAGAAGGUCGAUAUAGCCACCACCGUGUGGAAAUCUCGUGCUGGAAUGUCUUGGUAAGGCCUCUUGUGGUAAACAUUUUCUAUGUUGGGCCACCUUUAACAUUGUUUCAGGAGGCAUGCGUUGAGCGUCAUGAAACCGGGCCCCUUCGGUACUUGUGGGACAACAAGGAUAACAGCCGACCCGACAGCAUUGCAACGUUUGAAGAACGGAUAGCGAUCAUUACCAAGAUCCUAAAACGAGUCGAACAAAACAAGGGACUAAAUGCGAAGAAGGGGAUGGUGAUCAAGGCUGGCAAAAGCGCGUUGGAAAAAGAAGAAAGGGAGACCGGCAAAGCUUUACUCCCUGCUCCCAAAGGACGACACAAGAAGAGCAACUCUUCUGCUACUGAGCCCCUGACUCCCCCUGAGCUUUCUCGGCCGGUAAAACGGCAAAAGAGGGCACCCGUGAGAACCCCAUCUCUUGCAAAUGUCUCUACAGGUGUUGCUACAAACGUUGCCCUUGAUCCAUAUCUCAACAAUCCUCUUCCAGGUCUGAAACUGGAGACUCCUUCGAGUUCGACAAGCAGCGCCUUCGGAUAUACGCAAGCAAGUAAUCGUUCCACUAUGCAGUUUAGCACAUCUAUCAAAGCAGAUCCUCAUGUUGAUAUUCUUCAGUUCAACGACAACAGCCAUGCCACUCAUUGUAAUGAAUACGGCGUUGGACUAUCUCGAGUAAUGGAGACUUACAGACCAAGCGCCUAUGCUACUCCUAUCUCCGAUCUCUCGCAAAGUUCAAGUCCAUCGGUUAACAACCUCAGAGCUCAAGGGAAUCAUGCUUUUGGUGCCCAUUCUGGAUCUUUCCCAAUGCAGGGGAUUCAACCACCACACUUCAUAACUGUGGGAGCUCAAACACCUCAUGUUUCAACAUGUAAUAUUCAGACACAUGAAUAUCACAGCUCAGUCGUCCCGACCUCGAACAUUCAAAAGAGUCUCAUUCACCAACAGGGGAUUCAUUCUUCCAACUUUCCAACUCCAGAAAUUCAGGUCCCCAAUGCUUCAGUAUCUGAGUUCGCCAAUCAGGUCGGCGUUCUGUCAGAACCCAGUUUUCAGCAACAAGCUCCGCUUCCAAUGCCCCAUGACUAUCAUUUUCCCGCUUUAUGUGACCUGCAAGACGCUCAAAGCUUUGGAUUUGCUGAACCAAUACAGGUUCCAACUGCGACUAGACCCUAA